This is a messenger RNA of Aspergillus nidulans FGSC A4, 1522 nucleotides long. It is a transcript of the gene midA, whose product is annotated as putative cell wall protein. Bases 256 to 1071 code for a protein of 271 amino acids. NCBI's taxonomy places the organism in Eukaryota, Fungi, Ascomycota, Eurotiomycetes, Eurotiales, Aspergillaceae. The record is from RefSeq and is a predicted model, not a curated record. The transcript has a single exon.
CUUUUCCUCAAUACCUUCAUCGCUGUUAUUAUCGCCUUGACGGAUUCCAUCGAGGUGAUAGUCGCUCGUUAAAGACUUCCUUUGCUCCCUUGCCUACCUCGCGCUUAGGCCCCGAAUCAGACCCUCGUUAAAUCUCUCCGCUUCUUCGCCACCCGCAUUUCUCCUAGAGUGAUCGUCAGCCUGGGCUUAUACGACGCUCGAGUUCUUCGAUCGUUGUCAUCUCGAUCUAUCCAUCGCAACAUCGAAUAGCCCAUCAUGCGGGUCACUGCUCUCCCGUUCUUUCUCUACUCGCUCUCUCUCGUGGCUGUGGUAGCGGGUCAGAGCACACAGGUCACAGAUUCCAUCUCGGAUGUCACCGACGCUCUUCCGACACCCACCCAGACCUCUGCUACAGACACCGAUUCUGACACCGAAACCACUACCUCUGAAUCUUCCAGUACGACGACGACAGAGCCAACAACAACGUCGAGUUCAACAAGCUCGUCCGAUGAUGAAACCAGCUCUGGCACUACUACAUCAUCCUCGUCUACCUCAACGUCGGAUCCCACAACCACAACGACGAGCGACACUGAUACCACGACCACUUCAUCAAGCACUGAUCCGGAUCCCACAACCACUAGCACGAGCUCUUCAGAUGAUGACAGCUCGACGACACGCACUCCGACCGUGACCACCAUCACAACAACCCAGACUAUUGAUGGAACGCCAGUUCCUACCACAUACACUAGCACAAACAGUGAAGCCAGUGAAUCUACGGAAUCCCCCGGCUUGAGCGGGUCUUCUGGCGAUUCCGACUCUGGCCUGGACUCCAACCAGAAGAAAAUAAUCAUCGGUGUCGUCGUUGGUGUUGGUGGUGCCAUCCUGAUUGGUGCUAUUGGGGUGGUUGCUUGGAGGAUACGUGCCCGGAGGCGGGCUGCUGCGGAUGACGACGCUACCGACCUUAUGAGCGGCACUGCCGUCGGCUCUGGUGUCCGUGAGAAAGCCCCAAGCCCUUCUGGGGGCACUCCCUUCAGGUCUACGCUCGACCAGUACCACAACCCUGGCCCCGUCAAUGCUGCGUCAAACUUUUAAAUGAGCGGAGAUUCUCUGCCAGGAUCAGAGAUCGUGACAUGAUAUCUCGACACUCAUACAAAUUAUCGACUUAAAAAGUCUGUACGAUUAUCACGCAGUUAACAUCUGGCGCUCGGGCGAAGGUUUGAUGGAUUUGUUCGCCAUCCGUUUCUGAUUCAUCUGCUCGUUUUUCAGCUGUUUUUCUCUCGACCAAUAGACCAUGCCAUUCCCUGAUAAGACCACGUUCCUUAUAUUUGAUUUUGCCUAGCAUUUAUCACCAUGUUUGAUUCCCCCUCAGAGCAUCCUCUGAAGAUUUCGUGAGCUAUGUAUCUCUGCCUCAGCGUUCCUUUUCUCGCACCCUGGAUUGGCUGCUUGCUACAUCCAAUCGGAGAAGCAUAUACUCGAAUUGAGACUACGUAUGUAUUUAAUCUUGACAGAAGUACUCUAGCAUAUUCUUCUUCAUGAGCCAGUU